CUCAAUUAUAGGCGGCUCUGUGUGUGUACUUGGUACGAGGGGUGCAAUAAUUAUGAAGGCUUGAGUGACUUAUCUGCUGAUAAUUGACUUGAUGAAAACAGGCAAUCAAUUAAGCGCUGUUCAGAAAAUACAUACGUACAUGGGGAAAUGAAUAUGAUUGUUAUUUGAACAGUAAUCAAGAUCAGGGAGAUUUUAAUUCAUUUCCUUUCACAACUAAAGCAUACCUUUUGAACAGAUAGCUCACAUUUCUAGCCCUCGUCGACAUUCGUCAGUCCCAGUAACUGCGCAGCUCUCCACCAACAAUACCUUUCACAUAAUGGCCAGGACAUGAAGGACAGAGACCGGUGCUCAUACCUUGAACACCAUUGACAGGGCAGCCAGGUGGUCCACCCUGCAGCAGACCAGAACUAAGGGCACGAUUCCACAGUCACCUGAGCAAGGACUACGUAUAAAACCGCCCACGGGACAAAAUGUUUGAGCAUUUGGUGACUGCCGCACUCUGACAUCAACAUGCGGCGCUCGCUGGCUGCUCCGGUGGUUCUGCUCUUCCUCUUCUGCGGACCAGCACUGGCCGACUACCCUCCCCACAAGAGGCCUCCGAAGCCUCACACCGGCUACAAGGGUUCCCAUCCAGUCAAACCCAAAUACAGCUACGCUUACGGCAUCGACGACAAGCACGCUGGCAUCAAGUUGAACGUCAAAGAGAGGCGCGACGGAAAGUUCACAGAAGGAGAGUAUGUCACCAAACUUCCCGACGGAAGGAACCAGAAAGUUUCCUAUCACGUGAACGGAAAAUCAGGUUUCGUUGCGGAUGUGAAGUAUGAUGGAGUGGCGCGGCAUCCGGUUCCGAUCAAGAAGCCGGUGAAGCCGGGCAAGUACUUGCCACCCAAGGUGGCAAAACCACCGGUUGUAACCUAUGGGCCCCCGGUGCCUCUGGCAAAGCCGCGGCCGCUGCCUUAUCAUCCUGUGAACACGCGGUAUAGAUAUGGUGAUGAUGAUGACGAUGGAUAUGUGUCAUAUAACAGUGGGUUCUCAAAGGAAGGAUUGUCGGGAUUUGUGCCCCAAGAUAUCUAUCGUGGAGCGCCGUAUGGUAAAGGGCUUGACAUUUCACCUUAUGAAAGGAGCACCAACCUUUUUCAGCAGCAGUUCUACCAGUAACGAGAGAAUAAAGUAUUUGCGGUGCAGCUGCUCACAUGUGAGAGGCUUUCUAUAAGAGAACGGUCUUGCUAAGUGGUUUGCAGAUGUGUGUCGUCCGUCGACUUUGUGCUUUUCGUCGCUUUGUCUCGUCUCUGUCGAUGGUGCUUUCUGGCGUUUGUGCUUAUUUGUUUGCACUGUGUGGCAUUGUUUGCUGUCUUGAUAAUAAUACAUGACACGCCUGCCA
This is a messenger RNA of Amphibalanus amphitrite, 1381 nucleotides long. RefSeq names its product cuticle protein 19-like. Lineage: Eukaryota; Metazoa; Arthropoda; Thecostraca; Balanomorpha; Balanidae. Gene Ontology annotation, cellular component: extracellular matrix. The coding region runs from base 511 to 1158 and encodes 215 amino acids. The record is from RefSeq and is a predicted model, not a curated record. The transcript is spliced from 2 exons.